AGAAACCGUUUUUAUGCAUGUGAUUAGAUAGGCAUCUAUAGAGGGCGGUACAAUCUGGGCGGCGGUAUUCUAAUUCCCUAUAUCUGCUAAACCGAGACCAAAAUUGUCUUCAGAUAUACAUUUGUGCAUUUGCAACUGACAUCCGACAUGAAGAAUCUUCUCUUGUGCUUCACGCUCUUUAGCGUGUCAUCUUUGACCUUUUCUGCCCUACAAGAUAACCGAUAUUCUCGACCUUAUUCUGGUAACACUUACAACCACGGAGGUAGGAGCUACCAGUCACCCAGAGGUCCUUCAGCUCCAGUAAGACCUUCCCACCCCGGAUCCCCUGCUGCCCCAUUGAGGCCUGCUCACCCAAGUGGUCCAUCCCACCCAAGUGGUCCAUCUCGUCCAAGUGGUCCAUCACACCCAAGACAGCCUGCAGCUCCUGCUUUCAGAGCACCAGCAACUUACGGAGCAGGAAGACCUUACGGUGCACCAUCUCAUUACUCUGCACCCGCACCUGCUGCAUACGGAGCUCCACAUAACUCAUACGGAAGCAAUCUUCCUCGAGGUCCAUCUCACUACGCUGCACCCAGUCACAACGUCUACCAACCUCAACGACCAGUGCGAGCCACCAGCAACUACCAACAAUCUCCACAACAGCAACACUCAUCGUUCCAACAAUCUAGCCAAUCCCAGUCUCAUGGGCGAGAAAUGAAAUAUACCAUUAACGAUCCCCACAACAAAGGAACCACACACGUCACCGAAACCCAUGUUGUGAGCAACCGAGAAAUGCACGGAGCUGAAGCUGAAGCAGCCAUGAAGAAGCUCAUGGGAAACAUGGGAACCGGAUCAUCUUAUGGAAAUGACGGAGGAUUCCACGAUUUCGUCAAGAACAUGGGAUUGCCCUAUUUCUAAACCGACCCAUUAACUUUAUUUAAAGUACCUCGAACAUUCCAACUUAUUUAUUGAACCCAUUAUUUUUAUUUUUUUUCUGCAUUGAAGCGGUGCAAAUUCAGUUGUUAUAUAUACUUUUUAUUUAUGCCUUCUAGAGUGACUGCCAGGAACAAUGUUUGUUUUAUCUGUUAUUGUUAUUUUAAUAUUGUUUGGAUUAUUUAAUAUCAUUGAUAUGUAUCUAAAAGAUGAAUUGCAGGAUGAAAAAGGAAA
Messenger RNA from Parasteatoda tepidariorum (common house spider), 1146 nucleotides. RefSeq lists its product as uncharacterized. The record is from RefSeq and is a predicted model, not a curated record. Lineage: Eukaryota; Metazoa; Arthropoda; Arachnida; Araneae; Theridiidae.